Molecule: messenger RNA, 633 nt
Organism: Lathyrus sativus (Indian pea)
Lineage: Eukaryota; Viridiplantae; Streptophyta; Magnoliopsida; Fabales; Fabaceae
Source: the annotation of a GenBank genome assembly
AUGUUGCGGGAAGGUGUUAGGCCUACUCACAGAACCUUUGUUGGAGUUUUGCUGGCCUGUGCUCAUGCUGGAGUAAUAUAUAAGGGAUUGGAAUAUUUUGAAAGUAUGGAAAAAGUUUAUGGACUAACACCGGAAAUGAAAUACUAUGGUUGUAUUGUAGAUCUUUUGAGUCGCUCCGACGAUCUAGAAAGGGCAUAUGAGUUCAUAAAACGAAUGCCUAUGGAAACAAAUGUUGUAGUAUGGAGGAUACUACUGAGUGCCUCUCAAGUUCAUGGAAAUCUACCCUUGGCUGAGAUUGCCGCAAACAAGCUUAAAAUUGAUGAUGUUAUUGAUGCUUCUCCUAACCGUGAACAAUUUCCUGUCGGGCCUUCAAACCAGAAAGCUCUUAAUGUUAAAGGAUUGGAAGAUAUCAACUCCAAAGUGCUACCUUUGAAUAGUGCCUGCUUGACUGGUACUGCAAAGGCUGGUGGGAGUUCAUAUCCUGAUAACAGUGCUCAUGAUAACAACAAAUAUGGUCAGAGUGUUAUGGAUUUCAUAGAGAAUGAUAUUUUCAAUUCUCUUACUCCUCCAACACACCCCCUUCUCAGACUCCAGGUCAGAGUUUCCACAUCUCACGCGAUCGUGCGAAGAUAG